CUUUUCGCAGCGCUGAAACAACCAGUUCAAAGAGGACAGCCAGCUGCUGCUGCUGCUGCUGCUGCUGCUUGGACUGCUGUACAAUCAUCGCCAACGCGUACAUCUGCCAGCUGCGAUUCCCGGGACCACCGAGUAUACGCCCUUUGGAACAUACCUCGAUAAUAAUAAUAACAUUAACUAAAAAUUGAGCCUCGGGCGCCUCCUUUGGAUGCUUUUAUCACAUCACUUUGGUGCCGUUCAAACUCACUUUUUGGCGACAUCUCGUCGUCGUCGAUACACUGGGUGCAGCGACGACCGCUCUUCUUGAAGUGCUGGCGUCUUGUGAAGUGGAGAAGGGGCGAGGCUAAUUUCCCCUCGCCGUCUCCACACACCACUCGACGCCAUGAAGCGCUUGUUCAAGAGCAAACCAGGGAUCGAUCCUCUCCCACCACCGCCUCCUUCUCCACCGCCUACUAAUCAUUAUUCGAGUCCACCACCGCCGCCUCUUCAACCGUCUCAACAACCUUCACUGGCAACAGCCCCGCCACAAUCCAAUCAUGCCCCCAAACGAUCCAUUGGAAAUCCGUUCUUACCGGAUAGGGAUGGUCAUCAUAUGAUAAACCAUGGCUUCCUCGAUUCGCGACCGAAACAUGGUGUGACCCCAUUCCCGGUCGACUUGGGUACCAACCGUCCAACUGGGAAAGGCAAAGACAGAUCCAUGCCGAAUUCGCAUACCGCUCCAUCCUUGCUGGAGAUCCAACAGAUGCAAGCCCAUGCUCAGGAGCAGGAACGAGAUUCUCGUCGAGAUCAAUGGCUCGCAUCUCAACGCAUAUCUCCGCAAGAGGAAGGAUCAUGGGUCGGAUCUCCUCCGCAAGGUCUAUACUUGCCUCCAGGUGCCAGACCUCCAUCACCUCAACAACAUACACUCCCUAGAUCUUCCACUCCCACUCGACCUUAUGCUCCGUCUCAAUCCUCAUACUCGACCUCUCACGGUCAACAUGGUGUUGAGCCCAUGGAGCAAUUCCAAUCUCCGAACACGAGAAAUAGAGAUAGAGGGUAUUCUGCGGGGUCAAACUCGCAACGAUCAGAUCAUGAACACGCUAAUUAUCCUGCUCCGCCUCCCGUGAUGCGCUCUCCCCUCGCCAACAAUGCCUACAGCUCCCCCGAGAUGACCGACGCGCCCUUUCCCCAGGCACAUCCGUUCUCUCCUCCUUUUGCUCAAGCGCCUUUGGAGGAACAGAUUGCGUCGAUACGGAUCGAGGCGCCUACACCCGAUGAGGUCCAUGGCAAGGAGAAGAAAAAGUUCUGGGGCAUGUCCAAUCUUUGGGAGAGGGAGCGCAAGGAUAGAAGUCGGCCCAUGACGCCGGAUGAAGGGUCGAGAUUCGUGGAAAACUUUCAGGAUGCUCCCAGCUCUCACGGUCAUGACGAGCAUCGCUCAAGGGGAAUGCUAUUUGGCCGAGUAGGAGGAGGCGGUGACAAGGAUACGACCAUCUCCACAGCGGACAAUGUCACGACCGCUAUCCAAAUGCUAUGCUCUCACCCCGAUCCUCCCUUUUCCACCUCGUUUGAGAUUUGCGAGCGGAUCAAUCAUUCGACUCAAACGGACAGUGUUUCCAAAGAAGCAGCUCACGCCCUGCGCAAGCAAUUCAAACAUGGGAACGAAGCGGAACGUAGAGCUGCUACCCAUCUUUGGUUGAUCAUGAUGCAAAAUACGAACAAGGCCUUUCAAACGUACGCUUCGAGCAAAAAGUUCCUCGUUCCUCUUGAUACCAUCCUCAUGUCACCUCCCAACAAACCACUCGUCUCACUUUCCACCCGCAAAGUCAUGACCGACGUGAUUGCCGAUUUGACCUACAAUUAUGGUCAGAAUAGUGAGGCGCUAGUCGAGUUAUGGAAGAAGGUCAAGAUGCCUCAGGAUGCAGACUUCGGCAUCCCUCUUCCGGCCGAUCAUCAGGCCUUUGCCCCAGAUACCUUUUACGAGCCGACACGACCCCCUGACGCCAACUCUGUGCCUCCCCCUGUGCCGAUACGGCAGCCGCAUAAUCGUGGGCCGGGUUACGCAGCUUUGCCGGACCAUGGCGAGGAUCUGCGACGACUGCUAGAGGAGUGCACCGCCGCGAGGGAGUCCGCAAGGGUGUUGGCGGAGGCGUUGGUCUUCACUCGACCUGACGAACUGGAACACAAACCUUUGAUUCACGAGUUUUACCGCAAAUGCUUCCUCGCUCAUGAGAGUCUCACCGGCCAAAUCGGAUGGGCGCAAGCGGAGGCGGGUCAAUCGCGUGAGAGAGUCCUUAUCCACGCCCGCAUGGACGGGUCGGACGACCAGGCUCGCGGGUCGACCAUUGAGGAGGACGCCUUGUCAAGCUUGCUGGAUGCUCAUAAUGCCUUGGGAGACGCUCUGAAGCAGCACGACGACCUGGAGCGCAUGGCCAGGGAUGAGAGAGAGAUGAGAGAGGUGAGGGAGAGGAGCAAGAAAGAUACAAGGAUGCAGAGGACGUCAAUGAUGGACGAUAUGCUCAAGCCGGGAACUACUGCAUCAUCUUCGCGAUCUCCAUCGCCUGCACCACAUGCUCGUCUUCCCGCGCCGGACCAUGCUAUGCCUACUGCAUCUCCUCGACGUGGCCCCUCACCAUUACCAGCUCCGAUCCCGGCCGCCAGAUCCCUCGAGAACCGUUCACGAACGCCUUCGCCGGACCGUCUGCCUAGAAUAACCAAUUCGCCUGGUCGCGCCUCCCCUCUUGGCAUGGGUAAAAGUCGAAGACCCUUACCCAAUCCUUUCGCUCGUGAUGGGCUGUCAAGCGUACCUAAUUCGCAACAGGGUCAUUCCAGUCUUCAAGGCCACUCCAGUAAUCCCUCACGGUCAGGGACUGGCAGUACGCAUGACGAUGGGCAGGAUGAUAGCGAGGCACCAAGUCAACCCAGCCGCAAAGCUUUGGGUAAGCGAAGGGCUCAAGCGGCGGACCCAGAUUCCACCUUUGACCCUAAUGACAUGUUCGGCCUAUCGACCACCAAAAAGUCUGCUUCUUCCGCAUCGUCGGAAUCGCUUCUCGCCGACGAGGCUUAUAUCAAGCCGGUGACCUAUGCCUACGAUGCCUAUCAGGAAAAGCUAGAGGCCGAAGCCAUGUCACGCAAGGGGAGUAGCACGGAUCACGCCAUGACUCAACAGCAUAGUGCGAAUGGGGCUGUGUCUGCUGUCAGUCCACAUAUACGACAAAGGCAAGGUUCAGUCGCGUCGGUACAGAGCAGUACACGAUCUGCUCAUCGAAGGAUGGGGAGUGGGGAUGUCUUGGUUAGUCCCGCGAGGAUGGGAUAGUUAUGAACUCCCAAGAGGGAGCGAUGGCACUGAUCUGGGGAGAAGACUUUGUACACGAUGAUCCUGUUUUUAACGAUUGAUGAAAUUUGAUGCUGCAGGCUGUCUGUGAGGAGUACGAUCGGGAGGUAGACAGAAACGGGAGGGUUUGAGCGGGCAUCUACAUAGUUGAUGCAUAUGGCUUGGGCGAUGCAGCGAGAGACCUACAACCCGUCGUGCCGUGCCACCUUUCAUCGCCACGGAUUUUUUCGACGAGACGAGACGUUCCACGCGAAAUGCUGUCUGUCUGU
This is a messenger RNA of Kockovaella imperatae, 3579 nucleotides long. RefSeq lists its product as hypothetical. The coding region runs from base 383 to 3292 and encodes 969 amino acids. Gene Ontology annotation, biological process: actin cortical patch localization; actin filament organization; endocytosis. Lineage: Eukaryota; Fungi; Basidiomycota; Tremellomycetes; Tremellales; Cuniculitremaceae. The transcript is spliced from 6 exons. Gene Ontology annotation, molecular function: ubiquitin binding; phosphatidylinositol binding. The record is from RefSeq and is a predicted model, not a curated record. Gene Ontology annotation, cellular component: actin cortical patch.